This is a messenger RNA of Xenopus laevis (African clawed frog), 3656 nucleotides long. It is a transcript of the gene nr2c1.L, whose product is annotated as nuclear receptor subfamily 2 group C member 1 L homeolog. Lineage: Eukaryota; Metazoa; Chordata; Amphibia; Anura; Pipidae. Bases 220 to 2133 code for a protein of 637 amino acids. Gene Ontology annotation, molecular function: sequence-specific DNA binding; DNA-binding transcription factor activity; DNA binding. The record is from RefSeq and is a predicted model, not a curated record. Gene Ontology annotation, biological process: DNA-templated transcription; regulation of DNA-templated transcription; intracellular receptor signaling pathway. Gene Ontology annotation, cellular component: nucleus. The transcript is spliced from 15 exons.
GCUUAUAUACGUGAGGCGUGACGACAUAUUCUCGCGAGUUGAGAGUUGUGACGUCUGCCUUAGCUGUCCGGAACGGGACUUUUAAACAGCGAUCUGGGACUGCGGGCUGUUUUAAGAAGAUCGGCACUGUCCCGGGAAAAGCGGGACUGUUGGGCGGUUUCAAAAUUGGAGUUCCUACUAUCUUUCUUUAAUCAAAUGGCUGUACUGUGAAUAAUAGUCAUGGCAUCUAUAGAAGAAAUAGCACAUCAAAUUAUUGAACAGCAGAUGGGAGAGAUUUCCCGUUCACAUACAGAAGUCUCUCAGACAGCAUUAAUGGAUGGAACCACACAGAGAAUACAACUUGUACCAUCUGAAUCUAGUGUAUCUGUACCACAGAGGAUACAGAUUGUCACAGAUCCACAAACUGGUCAAAAGAUCCAGAUUGUAACAGCACUUGAUCAGAGUGGAACUAACAAGCAGUUUAUCUUCACCAAUAAUGAUGGCUCACUGCCGAGCAAGGUUAUCCUUGCCAGGCAGGAUUCCAGCCAGGGGAAAGUAUUUCUAACAACACCUGAUGCAGCAGGCGUGAACCAGCUCUUCUUUUCAACUCCAGAUGUUCCUGCGCAGCACAUUCAGAUCCUCUCAGAUACCCAGAGCCUGGAUCAGAAUUUAAAUAAACAAUUUGUUGAACUGUGUGUAGUAUGUGGCGAUAAAGCCUCAGGUCGCCAUUAUGGAGCAGUAACAUGUGAAGGGUGCAAAGGGUUCUUUAAAAGAAGCAUCAGAAAAAAUUUAAUAUACACUUGCAGGGGAUCAAAAGAUUGUGUCAUCAACAAACACUACCGCAAUCGAUGUCAGUACUGCCGACUGCAAAGGUGUAUUUCACUUGGAAUGAAACAGGAUUCUGUGCAGUGCGAGAGAAAACCUAUUGAAGUCUCUAGAGAGAAGUCCUCCAAUUGUGCGGCAUCAACAGAGAAAAUCUACAUCCGAAAAGAUUUGAGAAGUCCCCUUGCUGCAACAACUACAUUUGUUACAGAGAGCAAAACAUCAAGGACAACUAGUUUACUGGAUUCUAGCAUGCUGGUGAAUAUUCAACAAUCAGGAGUUAAAAAUGAGUCAAUACUCCUAACACCCAAUAAGGUUGAAGCAUGUCAGGGGGAUUUAAGCACAUUGGCAAAUGUUGUCACUUCACUUGCAAAUCUCAAUAAAUCUAAGGACUUACCUCAGACAAAUACAGAGUUUUCUAUUAUUGAAAGCUUGAGCAAUGGUGAUUCAUCCCUUUCUGAUCUGGCUCAAGAUGAUCAGUCUAACAGCGAAGUGACCAGGGCAUUUGACACAUUGGCAAAAGCACUGAACCAAUCAGAAAAUUCUACACAGGGCUCAUCUGAGUGUGUAGGUUCUGGUUCUAAUCUUCUCCCCGAUGUCAAUGUUGAGAUUGAAGGACCACUUUUGAACGAUGUUCACAUUGCAUUUAGGCUUACUAUGCCAUCACCAAUGCCUGAAUAUCUGAAUGUUCAUUAUAUUUGUGAGUCUGCAUCACGGUUAUUAUUUCUGUCCAUGCACUGGGCACGGUCAAUUCCUUCCUUCCUGUCUCUUGGGCAAGAAAAUAGUAUCUCACUGGUAAAAGCAUGUUGGAAUGAACUGUUUUCACUUGGUCUUGCCCAGUGUUGCCAAGUGAUGAAUGUGGAAACUAUACUAGCUGCAUUUGUUAAUCACCUUCACAACAGCAUGCAGCAUGAUAAGUUGUCAUCAGAUAAAGUGAAACUAGUUAUGGACCACAUCUUCAAAUUACAAGAGUUUUGCAACAGCAUGGUGAAGCUCUGCGUAGAUGGAUAUGAAUAUGCUUACCUGAAAGCCAUUGCCCUCUUCAGUCCUGAUCACCCUGGGCUGGAAAAUGUUUCUCAUAUUGAAAAACUUCAAGAAAAGGCUUACAUGGAAUUUCAGGAUUAUGUAACAAAAACCUACCCAGAAGAUACCUACAGACUUUCGCGACUACUGCUUAGAUUGCCUGCUCUAAGGCUGCUGAAUGCUGCCAUCACCGAGGAACUGUUCUUUGCAGGCCUGAUUGGCAAUGUACAGAUUGAUAGUAUCAUCCCUUACAUUUUGCGCAUGGAAACCUCUGAUUACAACUCUCAGAUUAUUGGUCUCACUGCUUAGUAUGCUUCUGAAGAGAAUACAUGGACUGCAGAAAAUAAGGAGUAUAACUCCAUGGAAAAUAAGAGGCAAGAGAGACUUCAAGUUCUUUAAAACGUAUUUCUAAAUCCCAGCUUUGAAGAAUACCUUCCUUCUUUUGGUAUUAGCUGGCUCGCUGCAAAAUAGUGCCUUUUGGCAUUGUGUGCAUAUAUAAAGAAAUAAAGCGACAUUUCUAUAUUGUUGUUGAGCCUAUUGUUCCACAUUGUCCUGGUCUUUCAAAGAUACUGAAAGCAGUGCUUUUAUUCCUCUUUUCUGAUGAAUAUUAUUAUUUUGCAAAACUGAAAUUUAUCCUGCAACAAUACCAAGUUUUUUCUUUUUAAGAACUCUUGCGUGGUUACCCUUAGUUCUUUAAGAAACUUGGUGUUUUGCUGCAGAAAAAAAGUCUUAUCGUUUGUAUUUCUUCGAAUAUUCAGUAAGUUUUAUUGAAUUGGAAAUAUUGUUAAUAUUGUAUUAGAAUCGAUGUACUAAACUGACGAAGAAGAAAAAUAUAUUUUAGAGUAUUUUCUCUCCUUCCUGCAUGGAGUAAAAAUGCAUAUCCGAGUUUGUUUCCACACUGUGGCACUAAUCAAAUUACACAAGGCAAAAACGUAUUGUGAGAAUGUGUCAAUAUUUAACAGAAGCAUUGCUAACAAUGUCAAACAAUGUGAAUCAAGGAAAGUAGUUGUUACAUUUUGUGAAAAUUAAAUUAUGAAAAGCAAAAAACUAUCUAUGAAACACUGUACAUAUGUAGAUAUGCCAAUUGUUUUGAUAACGAGACUUGUCCGAAUCCUUCCACUCCACUGUGAUUUGUGUUAUUUGUAACAUGCCUUACUCAAUUGGAUGUAUUGGCUUUCCAUUAACUCAUCAUUCUCCACCACAAACUGACAUUUGUGUAUAUUUUUUGAUAUCCCACUGUAAAAGUGACAACUGUUGAAUGAGAACACUUGAAUUUAAAGAUAUGUUUAACCCUUUUGUUGCUGGGGUUAUUUGAUCUUGCUACGUCCUAUGUUGCCAGUAACCACAAUUCAUAGCACAGAUCAAAGAAGGAAGGGUAACCUGGCAGGCAGCAUAGAAUUUACAAUACUUGGCAGGUACAUGGUUAAAGUGAACAGUAACUUUUGAAAAAAGAACUAAAAAGUGAAAAAAAAAUCAAAUAUUUAUUUAAAUUCAAAUAAUGUGAUGUGGUAUGAAACCAACAUAAUGUUAAGUAUAGCCGUUUAAAUCUCAAUAUCAACUAUGGAAUAUUUGAGUCCAGCACUGAUAACCUGCAUUGUGCCAAGGCUAAUAGAAUGCUAUUUAACAACCAUCCUCUCUGCAAUUAAAUGUGCAGCCACCCAUUCCUUUCCAGCCUCCAUGAUGACUUAUACCGUUACUUCUUCUGUAUGUUGUAUAAUAGCUACUGUAAAUGUUUUGACUCUUAAUGAAAAUUGUAAAUUCUAUUUUGGCUGUAUUUUUAAAACAGAAACAUAUUGUAUCUUUUUAUUAUAGAAUAAAAUUCCCACACUGGA